AUGGUCCUGCGGGAGGAUGCUGUUCCAGUCGUGCACCCAGCCCGACGGGUACCGUUGGCCCUCAGGGAGCCUCUUCGACAAGAACUGCAACGCAUGGAAACGGCCUCCAUUAUCAAGAAGGUCGACGAACCGACAGAAUGGUUCGUGCCUGGCAAGGACCUGGUUCUGGCGGACAUGUUGUCGCGUGCACCCGUGCCAUCGCAGUCAUCGAGUGCCUUGACAGACGUCGACAUCCAUGCGACAGAGGUCGUCUCCGGCAUCGUAAGCACGCCAAUGAAGGUACGCCUGGAAAAGGAAACCAGGAACGACCCGUAUUUGAGCGAGGUGAGAGAACGAAUCUCACGGGGUGAAGCCAUCGAAGGUGAACUCAAGCCCUUUGCCGGAGAGCUGUCGGUGGUAGAAGGAGCACUACUCAAGGGCUGCAAAGUGGUAAUACCCAAAGCAAUGAGAGGAGAAAUUCUUCGACGAAUACAUGAUGGACACCUCGGACUAAAUAAAUGCAAGGCGAGAGCACGCAGAUUGGUAUUCUGGCCUGGACUCAGCAGUGCGAUUGACUCCUUCAUUCGGGGGUGCAGUACUUGCCAGAGGUAUGCAUACAAGCAACCGAGUGAGCCCCUUAUCAUGCAGCCAACACCGGACAGGCCAUGGCACCGAGUGGGAAUUGACCUUUUUCAGUUCGGGGGAGCCUCCUAUGUCAUCGUAUAUGAUGCCCACUCCAAUUUCCCUGACGUAGAGAAGCUAAGAAGCACAACGGCCGAAGAAGUCAUAGAUAAAUAUCUGGCAUUUUCUCACGGUACGGCAUCCCGGUUCAA
Rhipicephalus sanguineus (brown dog tick) is the source of this 812-nucleotide messenger RNA. RefSeq lists its product as uncharacterized. The transcript is spliced from 2 exons. Lineage: Eukaryota; Metazoa; Arthropoda; Arachnida; Ixodida; Ixodidae. The record is from RefSeq and is a predicted model, not a curated record. The annotation marks the transcript as partial.